This is a messenger RNA of Cutaneotrichosporon cavernicola, 2202 nucleotides long. RefSeq lists its product as uncharacterized. Bases 1 to 2202 code for a protein of 733 amino acids. The record is from RefSeq and is a predicted model, not a curated record. Lineage: Eukaryota; Fungi; Basidiomycota; Tremellomycetes; Trichosporonales; Trichosporonaceae. The transcript has 4 exons.
AUGCCACCUCGACGAUCAACUCGGACACGAGAUCCGUCGUACGAGGAGUCGCUGGAACAUCCUGCUACCUCCAGCAAGCGUCGCGGCGGAGCUGCGCGUGACACGCCUCCUAAGAAGACGCGAACAACAAAUCGCCUCCGCAUCGCCGAGUCCUCUACACCAAGCCGUCGCGCGACGCGUUCGACAUCCGCCUCAACCGUGACCCAGACACCUAACGCGUCUGAAAUGGCGCCGCCAAAGAGGGCCGUAAUGGCAAGACGGACUGGAGGAAGGCCUAUCCCUGGGCCACCCAUCGCGAGUCAGAGGGCCUCGAGGUUCGGGAUAGUCCCUCCCAAACAUCCUAAGCGCCCUCGCAGUGCGAGCGUGGCGACCGAGGAGAGCAACGAGCUAGACGACGGAGGGCCUUCCCCUCCCCGGUCCAUUCGGCCGCGGACGCGCCGGGUCCAGAGAGACAUCGAGGAGGGAGAUGAGGAAUGGAGAGACGGAGGACACAGCGAGGUGGAGGUCAUCGACAUGGCCUCCUCGGACGGGUCCGUUGGCGCUGCCGGGCCGGGACCUCGCACGUCGCGGAACAGGGCGAAACUCCGGCCUGUGCCACAACCUUCCCCAUCCGCCUUCCACAAGUACGCCGAGAAGCCGCCACGGACCUCGCAGGUCGAGUCCAUCGAGGACCCUGACUCGAGCCCCAAUUCCAGCCUAGGGCUGGAGACCCAGGUGCGGAAGCCGAGAAGAAAGCAUGGAACCGUUGGUGGCACUGUGUUGGAGAUUUUCGACGACGACGAUGACGACGAGAUGGACGAGCCGGGCGUACCCGCUUCCCAAUCUGAAGAGCACCACAGCCCCGAAAAGCAGCAUUCCUGUCGUUGGCAGGGCUGUGAUGCCGCGUUCGCAACUUCAGACGAGCUGCUCGACCAUAUGGGCUUUCAUCUUUCUUCCGAGGGCGCAGUUACGUCAGCGAGGCGCCACUCUGUUGCCGUGCCCACAGCGUUGUCAUCACAGGGCGCGGACGGCGCGCGGACGCUCGACUUCCUCACUGGGGAAUUAGAGAGGGCGCGCACCGAGACAGCCGACUUGCAGUCGCAGUUAGCCCAGGUCAAGACCAGCAACGACGAGCUUCGCGAGAGGGCCAAGACAAACGAAGAACUAAGAGCCCAAGUCCUCGCCGAGGCCGCCGUCGAGCACGAGAAGAAGCUCCAGGUCGCGGCGGACGAGCACGAGAACGACAUGAAGGCAGCGAGCAAGGAGCUGGACGGCGUCCGCGCAGAAUUAGACAAACGCAUAGAGGAGACGUCUGAGCUCGAGGCUAUGGUCAAGGCGACCGAGGCAGAGCUCAUGAGGCGCAACACGACAAUGGCAGAGCUCGAGGCCGAGGUCGUCGAGCUGAAGUCUAAAGCUAAGACGGCGACAGACGAUCCAGACGCGCCGUCAGGCACCGCCGUCACCCUCCCUCCUGACGCUCCCCCCGAGGAGCAGAUCAAGGAGAGGGACACCAUCAUUGCCAACCUUCGCAAGGAUCUCAAGCGGAGCAAGAAGGCGCACAAGACGACCAAGGGUGACCUCGAAUUCAUCCGCGCACAGUACGAGACCGCUUCUUUGAGCGCCGUGCAGGAGGUGAAUCGGGCCAAGGAGUUGGAAGCCGAAGUGACCAAGCUGCGCGAACAGCUCAGUAUGGGUCUCAAGCAGCGCGACCUGUUCUAUAAGGCAGCAGUAGACGCUGCGAACCUCGACGCGGAGAAGGCGAAGCAGCAAUUCGUCCUCCUACUGGAGCAGAACCGGAGGACGGACGACGGCAUCCGACGCAAGGCGGCGCAGCACCACCAGCUGUGCCAGGACAAGCACCAGCUCGAGAUGGACCUGCACAAGGAGCGCACGCGCGCACACGACCUCUCGAAGCGCAACGACGAUUUGGUUGCACUGAACGCCCGGCUUCGCGGCCGCCUCAUGGGUGCAUUUGACAAGGUCGACGAAUCGGACGACGAGGACGAGCAUGCUACCGAGCCCAAGUUGGCAAUGCCGACGCUCGUGCCCGACGGCAGCCGUGUUGUGGGUGGCGUGGCGGACCCGACGCUCACUGGCGAGGCGCAGGCUUGGCAGUGUAAGUGGCAAGUCGACGACCGACUGUGCGGGCUCUACUUUGACUCGCGCGAGGAGCUGGACGGGCACGGGCAGGGCGUGCAUAUUUCGGCUCUUGAACAGAGCUAG